Molecule: messenger RNA, 2364 nt
Organism: Capronia coronata CBS 617.96
Lineage: Eukaryota; Fungi; Ascomycota; Eurotiomycetes; Chaetothyriales; Herpotrichiellaceae
Exons: 2
Coding region: 1-2364 (787 amino acids)
Cellular component (GO): fungal-type vacuole membrane
Source: RefSeq, a predicted model, not a curated record
AUGUCGUCGCGACAGACGUCGCCGCAUUCAUCCGAACGAACUCCCCUGCUUUCGAGACCCGAAGACGGUUCGCGGACGAGCUACAAUGACCAAUCGGACGAUGACGACCUGCCUUCAGUGUCUGUCUCCUCCGUGGAGUCGAUAGAGAAUGGGAAGAAAAAGCAAAGCAGAUGGCCAACCAUCCUUGCUCUGUCCAUCUUAUGUGUCGGGGUUAUAGCCGCAUGUUUUGCCUUUACCCUUCCGUCGGUCAUCGAGGAAUAUGCUAAACAGAGCAUCGUGUUCGAACCGACCAACCUGUCCAUCGAUUCUUUCACAUCCCUCGGCAUCCGCGCCCGGGUACAGGGAACCUUCUACCUCGAUGCUUCACGGGUGCGCAACAAACCAACAAGGGACUUGGGCAGAUUCGGGACAUGGAUCGCACGAGAAGUUGAGAGCGGAGAGGCCAAUGUCAAGGUCUAUUUACCCGAAUAUGACAAUGUUUUGUUGGGUACAGCAACACUUCCUCCAGUCAAAGUCAAUAUCCGCAAUCAUCAUCAUAACCAUGUCGACCUCCUGGCAGAUUUGGAGCCCGGUGACAUUGAUGGCAUCCGAAGAGUUGCCAAAGAUUUUAUGGAUGGGAAGUUAAAGGCAGUCACCGCCAGAGCCGUUGCUACGGUUCCGGUUCGAAGUGGUCUCGUCAGAUUGGGCGAGCAGACGGUUGCUCAGGUCUUGAAGUUUGAGGGCCAUGAUGUCCCGAGAAUGCCGGAACCAGACAUUCGACAGGUUCGCUUCGCCGAGUACGGUGUUCCAGGCCACCCCGAAGGUUUGAAAGCCAUGGCCAAUGUUUCGGUCAAGAACGACUUUCCUCUCAAGUUCGACAUACCCACAUUGGGGUUUGAAGUACUUCUGCCGGAUUGCGAGGAUGAUUAUCUGCGUUUUGCGACCGCUAGAACAAGUGCGAUACAUAUCCUGCCGAAGCAGAACAUCACGGCAAGCGUUACUGCAUUGGUGCGUCAAUUGCCGACGUCUCUGACCAAAAUAUGUCCGAAUUCAAACACAUCGCCUUUGGAUACCUUCAUUGGAAAGUAUUUGGAAGGGAGAGAUACGACCGUGUACAUCCGAGGUGGUGAACAGGAUGAGAAUACACCGCAGUGGAUUGGGAAGAUCUUGCGCGAGACCACAAUCCCCUUUUCUCUACCUGGACACCCCUUUGACAACCUGAUCAAGAACUUUUCGCUGGCCGACGCGCACUUUUCUCUGCCUGACCCGAUCAAGGAGACACGACCCAAGAUUUCGGCGGUUGUCACAGUCCUGGUUGCAUUGCCUCCAGACAUGAAUAUAAACCUGGAUGUCGACCGAGUCAGAGCGGACGCGGAUGUUUUCUACAAGGGGGACCUGCUGGGUAAUCUGGAUCUAAGCGAAUGGCAGACAGCCAAUGCAACGAAAAUCGGCCACGACUUACUAGUUCAGUCCAUCGUCAAGGACGCACCCCUGGAAAUCAAGGACGACGCAGUCUUUGCAAAAGUCGUUAAGGAUUUGGUGUUUGGCCAUGGUGCCGCACUUUCAGUCCAUGCCAGUGUCGACGUAAGCACUCUGACUGCCUUGGGCCAAUUCGUGGUGCGCCAGAUCCCGGCGCAGGGAGAUAUCUUUGUCAACCCAGUGACCGGGAAUUUUCAAAUGCCAGAACUCAAGGGUAUGGAAGUCGUCGAUACGUCGGACACAUCAUUAAUUCUGCAGGCAACGGUUAAUCUGAUCAACCCGACCGAGUAUUCCGUCUCGAUUCCUUAUUGCAAUGUCAGUCUUUGGGUCAACGACACGCGAGUCGGAUACGCAUGGCUUUCGGCAGAUGUCAUUCCUGGUCCGAAUCAAAUCACCGCGAGAGCAGCCUGGGAGGUCGGUGCAGUGGGCGGUGAAUGGUUAUCGCAGUAUAUCUCCGGCUACAACACGACACUGACCAUCAAAAGCCACGCCGACUCGAUCCCCAACUUCCCGGAUCCGAAGGUGGAAAUGACGGUGCCGACGCCAAAGAUGUUUGGACCCAAGUUCUUGAAGGAGACGACGAUGCAUAUACUCUCGUCCACGGCCACAUUAGUCCUAGUGUCGCCCUUUGCCAUGUAUGUCACCAGUAUCGAUGCUGCAGCAUACCACAAUGGCAGCGAGAUUGGCACCAUCGCCUGGGAGUAUCCAUUCGCAAUAGUACCAGGGGAAAACCUGACCCCCCGGUUGCCCGUAGAUUGGAACAGUAAUGCAUUUGGCACAAUAAGAGACGCUCUUGGAGGGAGCUUGAAACUCGACGCCAGAGCUGACGUGGGUGUCAAGAUAGGUCAAUGGCAGGAAUCGAUCUGGUACGAGGGUCGUGGAUUGGGGGCGAAGAUUCGAUUGUGA